Chenopodium quinoa (quinoa) is the source of this 1825-nucleotide messenger RNA. RefSeq lists its product as uncharacterized. The record is from RefSeq and is a predicted model, not a curated record. Lineage: Eukaryota; Viridiplantae; Streptophyta; Magnoliopsida; Caryophyllales; Amaranthaceae. Bases 533 to 1825 code for a protein of 430 amino acids. The transcript is spliced from 3 exons.
UGUCGCCAGCCACCAGUCCACCAGACCACCACCAGGUUUCAGGCUGUCGUUGUUCGUCCUCAGCCACCAGUCCACCACCCAGUACCGUCCGUCGCCACUCGCCAGCCACCAGUCCACCACCAGGUAAGGGUUAUGUGACUUCUGUCUUCUGUACUUUGUUUUCUGAAAUUCAAUUGCUGAAUGCUGAUGUUAAUUGUGAGGUGGAGUCGUGGAGGCAGUAUCACUGUAAUUCGCAAUUGUUAAUUGUUAAAUGUGAUGUUAAUUGUUAAUUGUGAUGUUAAUUGUUAAUUGUGAUGUUAAUUGUGAGAUGGGUUCAGCUGUCAAAUUGUAUUGUGCCCUGGUUGCUGAAAUUGUAUUGUAUUGUUGACUCGCUGACUUGCUGGUUGCUGAAAUUGUAUUGCUGAGUUGCUGACUUGCUGGUUGCUGAAAUUGUAUUGCUGACUUGCUGGUUGCUGAAAUUGUAUUGUUGUGUUGCUCACUUUGUUGUGUUGUCUUGCUGAAAUGUGCUGUUGUGUUGCUGAAAUUGUCAGGAAUGUCUUCUAGUUCCUCUGCUUCAUGCAAUGUCAGUGGUAGUAGUAAUUCAUCUGAGUCAAUGAAAGACCUCUACCCUUUGUGGAAGUUUGUUGUUAAGGGUGAUAAAAUAUCGGGUGGUGGAGGAAAUUAUAAUUGGAAAUGUAACUUUUGCGGCGAAGUUAAAAAUGGUUCAUACACUAGAGUGAAAGCUCAUUUGCUAGGUGAACAAGGGAAAGGGAUUCAAACUUGUAAUAAAGUGAAAAUUGAUGACCUUGCUAAACUAAGAUCGCUUCAUCGUGAAUCCGAGGAUUAUAAAAAAUCUUUGUUACCAAAAGUUCCACCUUUUUCAAAUGAACCCAUAUCUUCUCACACAUCAACUGAAGCUACAUCAAUGAGACUAGGUUCAUUUGAUAAUGUAAAGAAGAGGAAAUCAAAAAAUACAAUUUCCGAUGCUUUUAAUGUGAAAUCUCGUGACCACUUGGAUUCUGAAAUUGCUAGAAUGUUUUACACAGGGGGGUUGCCUUUUAAUCUUGCUAGAAACCCUUACUAUGUUAGUUCAUAUACAAUGGCUGCCAAUUCUAAUCUCUCUGGUUAUAAGCCUCCCGAAUACAACAAACUUAGAACAACUUUGCUUUGUAAAGAGACAGAAAAUGUGGAUAGGUUAUUACAACCUAUGAAAGCCACAUGGAAAACAAAAGGUGUUAGCAUUGUUAGUGAUGGGUGGAGUGAUCCACAAAGAAGGCCUUUGAUUAACAUUAUGAUUGCUUCUGAAACGGGUCCUAUGUUUAUGAAAGCUAUUGAUUGCUCGGGUGAGAUUAAGGACAAAGAUUUCAUUGCUACCUUACUAAGUGAGGUGAUUGAUGAAAUUGGAGAUCAAAAUGUUGUUCAAAUAAUCACAAAUAAUGCAAGUAAUUGUAAGGCUGCAGGGGAAUUGGUUGUGGGUAGGUAUCCUCAUAUAUAUUGGACACCAUGUGUUGUUCAUACACUUAAUCUUGCAAUGAAAAGCAUCUGUGCAGCUAAGAAUGUGUUGAAUAAUGUUGAAGUAUAUGAUGAAUGUCAUUGGAUAACGGAAGUUCAUGCAGAUGCCUUGUUCAUUAAAAAUUACAUAAUGAAUCAUUCGAUGAGGCUUUCAAUGUUCAAUAAGUUUUCGCCAUUAAAACUACUUUGCAUUGCCGACACUCGUUUUGCUUCAAUUGUGUGCAUGCUUAAAAGGUUGAAACUCCUUAAAACAUCACUUCAAUCAAUGGUUAUUAGUGAGAAUUGGUCCUUAUACAAGGAUGAUCGACGCGGGCAAGCCUCACAUGGUUUGUGA